ACUUUUGGCCAUACAUUAAAUACAUAAUGAAUUGUCGUUAUGCUUAUUUGUCAACUCACCAUUUGAAACAUUUAGUGAUUCUAUCUAAGUAUUUGAUAAAAUUAUAGAAUAAUAUCGAAUCUGGCAACAGAAGUUACAUAAAACUUUAUGAACUGUAAGAAUCUGCUUUUCUGGAAGAUGGGACUAAAAAUUAAUAUUCCGUGCUUUAAAAAUAUCACUGUUCGUGCUCCUCGAUCUUCAUUCCCCUGGUGUAAAGACCAAUAUGGAGGAAAAAGAACCUCCGCCCAUUCGGCAGACAAUAAUAUUGACCGUGAUUAUCAAAACCACGUUGCAGAUGAACUUAUAGAAUGUAAAAAAGAAAACAGUCAAUCUCUCGUAAUCGAUGGACAUGACAACAAAAACGGCCCUCCUGAAAAUAUGAAUUCAAGUUACUGUUGUGAAAAUAUAUGUCCGACAAUGAAUGAUGAAACAGAUCAGUCAAAAACCGGAAAAACUGCUGAUUUAAUAGCGCUUUUCGAAAUGUUAGGAAGUCAGUAUGGCAAGCUAUAUCUAGAAAAUUCUGACCUUUUGAAACACCAUUACCAAAGCAAACAAGCAGAAGUUCAACCAAAUGAUAACGACGAUGAUUGUGACAAUAAUGAUAAUCAUAAAGAUACUGGGAAUAAACAAAAACUAAUCACUGAGUCACCGUCUACAGAAGUUGAUUAUUUAGAUAAUUCAGAUGAAGCUACUUUAAGAUUAAAGGAUUCCUUUAGGACCUAUGAAGAACGUCAGAAAUACAAAUCUAUCAUUCAGGAUGCUCCAUUGUAUCAAAUAUAUACAGAGAAGGCUUCAAUCAGUGAAUCAAUACGUGAUGCACGAAGACUUUUAGCUCUCGUUCAACCUGGCUCUUUGGAUAAUCCAUCAAAUAAUUUAAAAUUUGAUGAUGAAUUAUUUACUGCAAUAGAUGGUGAUGAAUCCGAUCCAAAUAAUCAGUAUUCACAAAAAGUACCUGGUAAUUUGAUAGAUAGUCAGCAAUCAUCGAUUCGUAUGAAAAAUUCCGAGCGAAGAGAUUUGCCAUUUCAUCCACAGAAUAGCGGCUCUUCCUCAUUCAGAUCAAGGGAUAGUGACUCACUGAAAACCUCUUCAGUUAAGCGGGCUCAUUCAAAUUCUAAUGCUAGUGAAAGAAGUAGAAACCAAAAUUUUAUUUCUAAGCCGCGAAGACAGACACAAGAAGUUCAGAAUUUCGUGAAUGAAGUUGCUGGAAAUGGACCUAAUCGUGUACAGUGGUCUGAAAUGCCUCAAGUGAUCAGCGCAGGUUUGGCCAGGGACCUACCUGAUUAUCAAAAGAAGUUGCAAGAGGCACUGUUUGAAGUUAUAACUUCAGAAGCGUCUUACUAUCGAACCCUGCAUAUUUUAAUAGAAAAGUUUUAUAAAGCUCAGUGUAUGCAGCCAGAUUCUAAAACGUCUGUUAUAACAGCUAUUGAGAAGCGACACUUAUUUUCAAAUAUAUCGGAAAUAUUUUUCACUAGUGAAACAUUUCUUCGAGAUAUGGAAUUAUAUUUUAUUCAAAAUCCACUGAUACCUCAAUUGUGUGAAAUUAUAUAUGAACAUACUGAGAAUCAUUUUGAAAACUAUGUAAAAUAUGUACAAAAUCAAAUGUACCAAUUAAGAACACUAACGAAAUUAUUAUCUUCUCCUGCUUUUGUAGAAGCUGUUCGCUCAAUACAGCAACAACCAAGCUGUGGAUUCCUAGAUCUUAAUUCCUUCCUAUUACUUCCAAUGCAACGUGUUACACGUCUACGUCUUUUAUUGACUGCUAUCUUACAUUAUGCUCCUAAAAACGGUGUUACGUAUCAAAGUGGUUUGGUAGCCCUUGCUUCUAUAGAAAAACUUAUAAGUAAAUGUGAUUCAGAAAAAGCUCGUAUGGAACAAAAAGAACGUCUUGUAGAAAUUUGUAGAAGAUUAGAAUAUAAAUAUGAUGCAAAGUCUUUGGCUACGGAAAGUCGGACGCUUGUAAAAGAAGGUGAUCUACGUCUUUUAACAAUGACCAAUGUACAGGGUAGCGGAUUCCACCGUCGUUUCAGCAGUAUUCGUAAACCCAAAGCAGCAAUAGCAACUCUAUUUCUAUUUAGUGAUUACUUAUUAAUUACCAAAAAGCGAAGUAAUCAGCAUUUGUUGGUUGAAGAUAGUUGUUCGUUGAACUAUAUUCACGUGGAGGCCCGAAAUGCCUUACCGAAUUGUUUCAUACAUCAUUUCUGCCGAUCUGGGGAUCCCAAAUUAAGUGCACAAUUAGGACAUGUGACUUAUGUAAAAACGUUGAGUCUUCCUAAGCAAACUGCUACUGAAAAAGGCAACGUAAAUAAUCAAAAACCACGAAAAUUUUCUACAGGUACAAAUAAUGCAGAUGUUGGGCUCAAUGUAUUUUCGUUUCUUCUAGUAAUAGAAGGCCCUGAUCAUCCACGUGUUCAGUACGUGUUCCAAGCAGAAACACUGAAUCUUCAUCGACUUUUGAAUUCCAAGGUCAUCGUAAUGCAUCCGAACAACUUAGUAAACUAUUGUGGGUUGAAGUAUAUUAAAGCUUCAGGUCAAAAUGACGCACUGCUAUUGUGACAGGGAUCGAUAAAUUAGUCUUACGAAUACGUGUGCAGUUUCAGUACACAGCAUUACAUAUUACACAAACAUGCUGAGAAUAUCUUAUAUCUUAUACUAACAAUAUAAUUUAGUUUCGUUUCAAGCUAUUCACCUUUUAUCAAGGAAAUCAGCUUAUAAUUUGGUUAACAGGCCCUGAAAACAUGUAGAACAAUCCUCUUUCCAAUUUAUCAUCAUCAUCACCAUCAUAAGCAUAACUAAUGGAUAGUUACUUUAGUGUACUAUAUACUAUGUUCUCAGAAAUUACUACAUUGAUAUGUUGAUGGAUAUUAGGAUAGUAAUAACCGCAACAAUUAAUCCAUAGUGUAAUAAAUAGGAAACAAUGAAAUGAAAUUAUAAAACAUAACUACUUUCAAAUGUUAAUUAUUUCGUUGUUCGUUUGAACAAUUUCUUAUCUGUAUCCAAUAAUUACGUGUGAUGAAAAUCUUUUACUCAUAUUCAAAUGGCAAACAUAUCCAAAUAGAUCAGCAAGAUUUAAUCUUCUUCAGUAACAGAAAUGAAAUCUUUUUUUCCUAACCAUUACUCAUAAAACUUCUUAAUUUUUGUCGUUUUCAGUAUAAUGGACAGUAACUAUCUUUUGAAAUUGUUAUUUCCUAAUAAUCUCAUUUCUUUCCAAACUUCUGGUUCGACUAGCAAUUUAUUCGAUAUCAGUUUAAACAGCAUCGUCUACGGGACUCAUCAUUUAAUACUAGAACACUGUGAAAUAUAUUUCUUAGUUUCAAGACUUUAAAACAAAGUGUGAAAUCUAGAACCAAAAUUUACCCCAUAAGAAUAUUUUGUGAUAUCCAUACAUAGUGAUGAGAGUAGAUGAAUACAAAUAAGUUGGGUCUAAAUGGGUUGUUUCAUAACCAUAGCUAAAUUUGUAUUUCUACAACGGGCCCGUCCAAUUUUAAAAGGCCACCGUAACAAAUGAUCUUACUACCUGCGUGCAUGAAUUUUCUGUUUUCACUCAUUAUAACAUAAUCAGUUUCCACCUUCUGAAUUUCCAAGUUAACAUGUUCGGAUAAUCAACGACAAAAAUAUGUUUUUCAAUACAGUAGUCUGUUAAUUAUCCAUAAAACAUUCAUUUAGAAAGGUUUAUGUGAAUAAAAAAGCACAUGGCUAAAUGUUUCACCAUAAAUCUUUUACGUUUUCUAAGAUAAAUUCCUUUCUCUUAUUCAGAAGAAAGUGCAAUAAUCCACCUUUAUUCCAAAUGGUUUAUUUAAAUUAUGUAUGUAAUGUUUUAAUAUAUUUUCGGAAUGACAAUAAUAUUAUGCUCUUUAAUCUGGAUUUUAGCCGAAAACCUCUCAUUAUUUCCCUAGACAACAUCAUCAGUAUAAAUUCUGUUCUAUAUAAACUAUCUUGAAGAAUUAAACUUGUUAUUCUUUUAGAACAUGUGACAAGAUGAAGUAACUUCUAUUAUUUUUCUUUGUUUAUCAUUUUGUGAUUUUUACUCAGUUCGAAAAGAGAACGAUGGUUGGA
Messenger RNA from Schistosoma mattheei, 4092 nucleotides. Lineage: Eukaryota; Metazoa; Platyhelminthes; Trematoda; Strigeidida; Schistosomatidae. The record is from the annotation of a GenBank genome assembly.